Spinacia oleracea (spinach) is the source of this 1432-nucleotide messenger RNA. RefSeq lists its product as uncharacterized. The record is from RefSeq and is a predicted model, not a curated record. The transcript is spliced from 5 exons. Bases 81 to 1067 code for a protein of 328 amino acids. Lineage: Eukaryota; Viridiplantae; Streptophyta; Magnoliopsida; Caryophyllales; Amaranthaceae.
CCCUUUUACACUUUACUCAUUCAAAAGUGAGUAAUCCACUAAAUAAUUAAUUAAACCUUCCGGUGGAAGUGUGAGAGACCAUGAACGACUCCAAGUCUUUCCCGCCCGCUUUCUCCUUCUCAAGCUCUUCAACAUUAUCAUCAUCAUCAUCACCAGGAAUGGGGAAGUUCACAUUUUGUGCGGGCACCAUUGCCAAUGAUCAAACCACCGAACGACGACGACCCAAGACCUAUCAAGCUAAGCCUGUGACGGCGGACUCAGGGCAUAGUAAAUCGGCUUCGGCUUCGGCUUCGGCUUCGGCUUCGGAUUCGUCGUCGUCUUUUUCUUUCAAAUGUCCUCCGAUCUUCGCAGAGAAUGCAAAUGCAAAAGAGAAUUCCAACGAAACGAAACAUGAUAAUGGGAUACGUGAAAAUCCUAAAACUAGAUUUACUGGGCUGUCAGCAUUGACAGGGACAAUUCCGUGUUGUUUUGAGGGAUCUAGUUAUUCUUUUCAACCUCUGGGACAAAGCUUCUAUGCUACUGAGGAAUCAAUCAAAAAAGAAGAUGAUAAUCAUGUUCAAAACCCAUCUGCAUCACAGAUCAUGGUGUCGCGUCUUCUGAAGGGCAUACCUCAGAGUCCCCAUUUCUGGCCCUUAAGAGGCUACUCAGAGGCAGCAAAACAAAGCUUGAUCAAUGCGUGGGAUCGAAUAUACAAAGACGCGGUUGAUCAAAUCCAAAGUAUGUCUGUUAAUGGCUUUUGGAUUGAUGCCAAGAGGUUUUGGGAAACAACACUAGAACUACAAAUGAUGGGUUAUAAUGUCAUACCACUAAGAAGAAGAUUUGUUGAGCUCUCAGAAGUAUUGAAAAAGAGAACAAGGCAUAGGAUUGAAAGAGGGAGACUGAAGAGCAAGGCUGAGCAACACAUGAUGGAGAAAAAAAAGUUGGAAUUUGAAAUCGUGAAGCUGAAUGCAAGGGUUGAAGCAGAAAAGGCGAGCUUUGAUGAUAUCAUGGCUAAAGUGGCCAAGAUGGAUGAUGAGAUGCCUAGCUUCAAUGCUUCCUUCAGUAAGCUAGCCAUUAAGCCUCUCUAAUUUCAGUGCAGAGUUUGCUGGACGUACAUUUUGAGGAUAUUACGAUUCGAUUCUACCGAUUCGGUCAUACUCCCUCACCGAUCCAAGGUGGGAUUCGAUCGUAACAACUAACCUUGCUUUUGAGUGGGAUACAUGUUUGAUUUUCGGUGUUUGAUUGGUUUUCAUCAAUGUUUCUGACUUUCGCCCUUUUUUCUGGUUCCUUAAGCCGACUUCUCCUGUAACACUGCAUUUCUCCUGUAACACUGCAUACUACAUGAAACCAGUGAAUUUCAACAAAACAACAUUUAACAUGGUGUGUCCAAUGUCUUCAUUAUGCACCUUAAUGAAUCAAUGAUCAGGAUAAUGAAUGUUGGGACAUAUUCUAA